Messenger RNA from Amoebophrya sp. A120, 463 nucleotides. Lineage: Eukaryota; Dinophyceae; Syndiniales; Amoebophryaceae. The record is from the annotation of a GenBank genome assembly.
UUUCGAGUACUUAAAUCGAAUCACGUCUUUCGGCGUUGAAUAUCGGCGUGUUUUAUUGUUGAGAGGAAAAAUUAAAGAUGUUGUGGUAAAAGGUCAUCCUAUCCCUAUCUGUAGUUUUGAAUCGUUUCAAUGGUCCGCUUGCUUCGCUUGUCGGUUUGCAACUCCUAGUUGAUGAUGGUAGCAUCGCUUCAAGUAGAGGCAGGAUCGAUUUCUUUCGCUGCUUCGUUCUCUAUCCGCUUUUUCAAUGCAUUUCGUUUCAAAGGAGUAAUCAUCCGAGGGGGAGUGCUCCACCUCUUGAAAACGCAAUAUGUCUGUCUCGUUGGUUUCUCAUUCUCUCAUAUGCUUCCACUCUUUUCCGUUAAACCGCACGGUCAGUCUGAGUCGCCAUCUUAUUUGUUUUUUCGUAUAGCCGGGUCUAGUUUUUAUGUUAUGUUGUCUAGUCUUUGAUUUCUCACUACCAUCA